This is a messenger RNA of Strongylus vulgaris, 252 nucleotides long. Lineage: Eukaryota; Metazoa; Nematoda; Chromadorea; Rhabditida; Strongylidae. The record is from the annotation of a GenBank genome assembly.
AGAGUAUUGGCCCUCACCGAAAGCAAUGAUGAUCAAACAUUCUAUGCCGGCUACAUCCAAGGGAUGUUGUCUGCGACACAGGCUUACGCUCCUGGAGUGACUGGUGUUUGGACUUCUGUUCGUUCUGUGCCGAACGGAUCUGAGCCAGCUUGGGUAGUCUUUCCCGGUUCAUACGUCGUAGAUCGCCAAUACUGGCAACCGGGAGAGCCGAAUAUCUACCCGAACUAUGAUGGUGACUAUUCACUUCAUUAA